This is a messenger RNA of Cucumis melo (muskmelon), 886 nucleotides long. Its product is annotated as 30S ribosomal protein S16-2, chloroplastic/mitochondrial. The transcript is spliced from 3 exons. Gene Ontology annotation, cellular component: ribosome; small ribosomal subunit. The record is from RefSeq and is a predicted model, not a curated record. Lineage: Eukaryota; Viridiplantae; Streptophyta; Magnoliopsida; Cucurbitales; Cucurbitaceae. Gene Ontology annotation, biological process: mitochondrial translation. Bases 102 to 494 code for a protein of 130 amino acids. Gene Ontology annotation, molecular function: structural constituent of ribosome.
UACCCAGUGAGAAGUGGAGGCGCCAGUUUCUGUUCUGUAAUCUAUCGUCAUUUCAGUUUGGCGAAUUUUCAAGAUUUUUGUAGGGUUUUACGAGCUCGAAAAUGGUGGUUCGAAUUCGAUUGUCCAGAUUUGGUUGUAAGAACAAGCCGUUUUACAGGGUCAUGGCUGCCGAUAGCCGAUCUCCUCGUGACGGCAAACAUCUUGAGAUUCUAGGUUACUAUAAUCCCUUACCAGGUCAGGAUGGUGGUAAACGAAUGGGUAUUAAUUUUGAGAGAGUGAAGUAUUGGCUUUCAGUUGGUGCUCAGCCUUCGGACCCCAUGCAGCGUAUUCUUUUUCGAGCAGGGUUACUUCCACCACCCCCAAUGGUUGCAAUGGGACGUAAAGGCGGACCACGUGAUACUCGUCCUGUUGAUCCUUUGAGUGGGCGCUUCGUCACUCCAGAGAAGAAGCCAACUGAUAGUUCCAAUGGUGAAGUUGGUGAUGCCGAUUCAUAGUUUUCUUUCAGAAGAAUCUCGGGCUCUGGAAUUAUCAUUCAAAUGUGAUUUCCAACUCAUCCUGUUGUUCAGGUAAAAUAGUUCAAUAAAUCGGUCCAUUUACUUUUGAUUACAAGAUGCAGUUUUUGAUGGGGAAUUAGAAAAAGCAAAGUAGUUUCAGUUUAUUCUGGAACAUUAAAAUGGAGUCUGUAGAUAUUAUCAACGUCCAAUCCUCCAGUACCAAGGCAUAGUAGGGUUGUUGGACUGAGCUUAUCUCACCGAAGACUAGCCAUUACGUUGAGAAAACAUGACCUUGUUGUCUAAUUUAAACAUGAUUAGAUCUCUGUUUUGUUCUUUCUUUGUUAUGUUAUUUUGAUUAAAAUGAGAGAAAUAUUCAUUUUGCUUUUCUAGUA